UUGCUUUUUAGCGUCGCAUCCCUAAUUUCAUGCGAAACUCGGAAGAAACGGAAAGGGUUCUUCCAUGGCGAGCAGAGGAUCGAAGGGAUCCGCCGCUGCGGGUGGCAUCCUCAAGCCCUCUGAUCUGCAGAAGUUGAACCUCGAUCAGCUCAAAGCCGUGAAGGAGCAAUCCGAUCUCGAGGUUAAUCUACUCGAAGAUAGCCUCAAGAAGAUCAACGUCGCCGCCGCCCGCCUCGAAGCAGCUGCCGAGGCCCUCAAUGAUCUAUGCCUCCGACCUCAAGGGAAGAAGAUGCUGGUUCCGCUCACGGCAUCGCUCUAUGUUUCCGGGACGCUCGAUGAUUCUGAGAAGAUCCUUGUCGACGUUGGCACCGGAUAUUUUAUCGAGAAGACCAUGGCCGAAGGCAAAGAUUAUUGUGCCCGGAAACUUUCCUUGUUAAAAUCAAACCAUGAUGAGCUCUCAGAGAUGGCUGCCAAGAAGAAAAACGUAGCGGACGAAGCCGGUCUGCUACUGCAAGCAAAAAUCAAGCAGGCAUCCACAAGUGCGUAAAUUUUAGGAUUUAAGACCUACACCAACUUUAAGAGGUGAACCUUUGUACCUGCACCAGUUUUUAUUACAACUAUUUUUAUUACUAUUAUUAUUGUUUUAAGGGGUUAAGGGAGAGAGAGAGAGAGAGAGAGAGAGGACUGUUCUCGAGUGAGGAAAAAAACAAUAUCCAGGAUUUUGUCACGGAGAGGGCAGGCACUGGACCUAACAAAACAAGUUCUGCUUGACCUUUCGAAUCAUCUCCAAGCAAGCUUCGGCCCUUCUGAUGGCCGCCUCCACACUGCUGCUUCUACUCUUCUUCCCACUUCCAUCACCAACUCUUGCUGCUGCUGACGCUUUCAUCUCCUUGUUCUUCCGAUGAUGACCCUCCUGCUCCUCCUCCUCCCUCCACUUUAUCUUCCUCUUUCUAUUGGACGACACUGCAAUGCAGAUCGCGACAUGCUAUUUGGUGUGAGAAAAAUGGAAAGGAGAGGAAGUUAAGAACUGAAACGUCAAAACCUUGUGUCGGAGCAGUAGAAGUUGGGGUAAAACUCAAGGCAUUAUCGUCGUCGUCACGAGCAGCAGAAGCAGGGCAGAAGAAGAGUUGGGCGCAGGAGUCGGGAUGGGAGAUAAGGGAUUGGAGCUCGAGCUUGAGGCGGUGGAAACGCGAGGGGUGUUUGGCUUCCAGAACCUCCAGCUCUUCUCUCGCCUUCUCGGCCAGCCACGACUCGAACGCCAUGCCCCGACAGAGAUGACAUGGUGGCUCCUGAUAUGCCUGCUAUUUAUGGAUUGGGGAGAGGUUCGAAGAGACACAAAGCCAUCGGUUCAGGUUUUAAUGGCAGAGUUGGAACACGAGCGAGCAAAGCGGCUUUGGGCGUCGUUCAUGAUUUCCCGGGAACAACCCCCUUUUGCCGCCCUUUUUGUGGCAGGUUUUUUCUUUUAAUUUAAAUUAAUACGAUAAUAAUAAUACUUCAAUGUUAGAGUUUUUGUUUACUAGUGAGGAUAGAAAUUUACCUCCGGGG
This is a messenger RNA of Zingiber officinale, 1545 nucleotides long. Its product is annotated as probable prefoldin subunit 5. Lineage: Eukaryota; Viridiplantae; Streptophyta; Magnoliopsida; Zingiberales; Zingiberaceae. Gene Ontology annotation, biological process: regulation of DNA-templated transcription; protein folding. The record is from RefSeq and is a predicted model, not a curated record. The transcript is spliced from 4 exons. The coding region runs from base 65 to 547 and encodes 160 amino acids. Gene Ontology annotation, cellular component: prefoldin complex; cytoplasm.